Messenger RNA from Daphnia carinata, 496 nucleotides. RefSeq names its product PEST proteolytic signal-containing nuclear protein-like. Gene Ontology annotation, cellular component: nucleus. The record is from RefSeq and is a predicted model, not a curated record. NCBI's taxonomy places the organism in Eukaryota, Metazoa, Arthropoda, Branchiopoda, Diplostraca, Daphniidae. Gene Ontology annotation, biological process: proteasome-mediated ubiquitin-dependent protein catabolic process; protein ubiquitination.
AUGGUCUUAUCUCACGUUCGACAUUUCUCCCUUGAUUCAGGUUCAAAAACCGUGGAGCCAAAAGAAGCACGUUCGUUAAAGCGUGCUGGUGAGCGAAGUGAUGAAGAGGACAGCAAAGAUGCUUCAAAAAAAUCAAAACAUAUUGUUGAUUUGAAAGCACCUGUAUCACAUAAUAAAGGCCUAACAAUCAAACUGAAGCAGCCUGCUACUAAAAAAUCUGAACCCAAACCAGAGCUUGUAAAGAAGGCCUCUGUGUUUGGAGAAAGUAGUGACAGUGAUGAAGCAGAAGAAAUGCCACCUGAAGCAAGAAUGAGGAUGAAAAACAUUGGAAGGGAUACCCAAACAUCUGCUGGGCCAAAUUCAUUUGGAAAAACAAGACAAGGCUUUUGUGACUCUAAGAAAGUUUUUGAACGUCAAAUGAAAAAGGUCAUUGAAGAAAAUUCUAGUGAAUAAAUUUCACGUAUGUCGGUGAUCUAAUAAAUAACUGUGUUUCUGA